Messenger RNA from Podarcis lilfordi (Lilford's wall lizard), 34148 nucleotides. The record is from the annotation of a GenBank genome assembly. NCBI's taxonomy places the organism in Eukaryota, Metazoa, Chordata, Lepidosauria, Squamata, Lacertidae.
AUGGAGCGCAUUCAGCAAAGAGUCUGGAAACGUACGCUCCUGGCAAAGAAGAAAGUGCAGAGCAUCACAAAGGAUGAUGUCAAAAGUUACUUACUGAGGAAUUUUUUUGUGCUCUUCACCAUCAUUGCUGUCAUUGUCGGUGAGUAAUUUUGACUGAGGCAACAAAUCUUGAAAAAACAUCACUUGGACAGAGCGGUUGCUGUUGUCCACUUUCUUCCCCGUUGAGAAGAACUUGCCGGCUUGGAAAGUUUUCUAUCCGAACACUCUGCGUUGUUCAGGAGUUGGUGAAAGUUUCACUGUUGAUGGUUAGGUCUGCAGGUCUGACUGCAGUUGCACUGCUCCGUGUUUUAAAUUAGUAGAGCUCCAAGGGGGUUAAAUCAGAAGGAAAAUGGUUGAGUUAUUUUACUGAUUUCUUUUUUUAAAAAAAGCCCUUAAUUAGAAGCCGCUUUUUAUGAGCCCUUAAUCCUUCUUAACAAUUAAAGAAAAUUGGCUACUGCCUCAGCGCAAUUUCCCAAGGGUGUGUUUCUCUUACGUAUUUAUUUACUAUAUUUUUAUCCUGCUUCUCAGACCGUUUCAGACAACUGUUGUCUCCCCAAGCAGCUCACUUCAAUAAAAAGAGAGUGAAAGAGGCCAGCCAUCAGACUUACAAACUAAAAAGGCAAGACUCAAAAGGAAAGAGGAGUAAAGGGAAAGAAAGUUAGAGGAGAAGAAAUCAGUUAUUUGAGGCCAGAACGAAGUGUUGAGUUAUAAGCAUUUUUUAUACCCUGUUUGGGUCAGGCUGGUCUUCCUUUGCUGGUGUUCAUGCUUAAAUUCCAGUUGGUAGCUCUUAGAGCAAAGUUUCCAGUGUCUCUUAAUUUUGAACAAAGUCAAGAUCCACAAGUGAGAACAUAACAGCCUCAAUAUUAAGCUAUUUUUCCCCCUCACAGUUAAAGAAUUACAGCCACACAGCCAAGGUCAGGAGUUUAUGGUUUGUUUGGUUUUGGGGUUUUUUUUAGAAAUCUGUGUGUUACUCAUGCAAUUCAGUAGCUAUUAAGAUAUAUACCUGCAUAAUGGUUAUGGAAGGUAACCUGAUUGGGUUUUGUUUACAAAGCCGAUUAGGGCAAUGUUUGCACUUUUUAUAUAUUUUGAAUAUCUCCAGUGAGAUGAUAGAAAAAGGUUGGCUUGGGAAUUUUCCUUGCUGUGUUUACAAUCCACCUAUAUAUAUAUAUAUAUAUAUAUAUAUAUAUAUAUAUAUAUACACACACACACAUACACACACUUCAGAUAAGAAUUUAUAGUGGCCUGAAUCCACAGAACUGCGUGGUCGCUAGUUCUACAAGGCAAGGAGACUUUGGGCUGGUAGUCCCCAUUUGCCUCAUGGCAAAUCUCUUUUUGAAACUUUAAAAAGAUACAGCGUUCUCAUCCAUCAUUCAAAUGAAAAACCAUUUUGAUCCCACCAGGCCCGUCCAACUCCUUAGGCACGCCUAAAGUAGCUCUCUGAGCCAUCACUGUCGGGUUCCUUUUGUGAGAAAAUAUUUUUAUAGGAAGAAAAGAAUUCACGAAAGUGUGGUGUGUAUGAAAAUAUUUGAUUUCUGGGGUUCUGCUUUCUGCAAACAAAAAUCAUUUGCACUCUGGAGAGUCGCAUUCUUUAUUUUGGAGAGUAUCAGGUGUUGGUUAUUAUUAAAAGCAAGUCAGAAAGGCUGCCGAAUACAGCGAAAGAGGCUGACCCAGCUUGCUUCCUAAACCUCUGCAAAGAUUGCACAUCACGGAUAUAUUCCUGUGGGAAUUUCACAAGGAUGUUAAUAGGGGUGUCUGGUUCAGUGAAAGAUGCACAGAAUCCCAGACCACUUUCCCAAAGUUUGCACUACGUGCAGAUUGUGUCCCAAACUUUCCACCCUUUUCGUCAUUACAUUUUGAUGGCCCAACUGGGUGUGAACCAAUGCAGUUGGGCUUGCAAGCAAAAACUUCUAGUUAAUUUAUGCCACGAUUCGUCUUAAGAAACAAAUUGGACUCCCAAGAGGAAGCUUACCGGUAUGUCUUCGAGGGAGGAUGUGGUACUUCAGGAAAAAGUAAGGCUGAAAUCCUCUGACCCUGAACCUGACUCACAAACUGAUUAGAGUUAAUAUAAUGUACUUGGACUUCCAAAAAGUUUUCAACAAGGACCCCUGAGUAAGCUUAGUAAUUAAGGAAAAAGAGGAGAGGUUCUCCUGUAGAUCAGGAAUUGGUUAAGCAGGAAGCAUGGAGUGGGAAUGAAUUGACAUUUAUCUGAACAAAGAGAUGUAGAAAAAUUAGUACGCCAAGGAUGGGUAUUGGAACUUGUUCUUUUAACUUGUUCGUGAAUGACUUAAGAGUUCCACGCUGGGAAUAAUUAGAAAAAGGAAUUGAAAAUAAAACUACCGAUAUAAUGUUAUUAUACAAAUGUAUGGUGUGACUGCACUAGGAAUACUAUGUAUAAUUCUGGUCACCUCAAAAAGGAUAUUGUAGAGUAGGAAAAGAUUCAGAAAUGGGCAACCAAAAUUUUCAAGGGGAUAGAGUGACUCCUCUAGAUUGCAGUGUGUGUGACAUUUUGAUUUGGUUUAGAGAAAAGGCGAGUAAGAGGUGUCAUGAAAGAAGUUUAUAAAAAGGAUGCAUAACAUGGAGAAAAUGAGGGGGGGAGUUUUUAUCCCAUUCAUAACACUAGAAGAGGCACGUCCAACAGGUAGAUCAUGAUCUACCGGUAGAUCACUGGACAUCUGUGGUAGAUCACUGGCUCCCCACAAACAACUUUGACCUUAACACCAAAAAAACAGGGCUUCCCCACCUAAGAAAAGCUAAACAACUUUGACCUGAGCCCCCCAAAAGGGGGUAGAUCACUGCCAGUUUUUAACUCUGUGAGUAGAUUGCAGUCUCUUGGGAGUCGGCCACCCCUUCACUAGAACAUGGACAUGCAAUGAGGCUGAUCAUUGGAAGAUUCAGCACAAAUAAAAUGAAGUACUUCUUCAUGUGGUGCAUAGUUGAACUAUGAAACCCAUAGUUUUAGGAGGCAGUGGUAGCUACCAACUUAGAUGGCUUUAAAAGGGUUCGGAAAAUUUGUGGAGGUGGCAGCUAUUGAUGGCUACCAGCCAUGAGGGUUAUUCUCUGCCUCCAUGGUUGGAGGCAGUAAUGUCAUUGAAUCCCAGUUGCUGGAAACCACAGGAGUGGAGAGCGUUCUUGUGUUUGGGUCCCAUUCCCUGGUUUCCCACUGGCAUCUGGUUUGCCACUAUGGGAGCAGGGUGCUAGACUAGAUGGGCCGUUGGCCUGAUCCUGCAGUCUCUUCUUAUGCUACCUGGGAGCGUGCCUCACUGAAUUCAGUGACCUAUGUAAGGCUAUACUGCAAAUAAGGUCUACAGGAUGUCAGUGUUUAGGUAUUGGAAAUGUAACCAUCAAAAUCCUAACUGUUUCUAUGUGGAUACACCUUUCAUUAAAAAUAAAUAUUGGUGAGCAAUUUUAAGAAUUGCAUUUCCCUCAGAAUGCAAAGACUGUCUCGCACGCCUUUCGGGAAAUCUCUCUUCGGGCAUUGAGUAGGCUUAGAUUUGCAUGGUUUUAACAGAUUCUCAAUCUAGCACCAUAUAUGCCCUUAGAUUGGUCCCCGUAUAGAAUCAUAGACUAAUGGAUUGAUAUUAUCUAACACACGCACACACAUUUUGUUGUGGAACUCUAAGCAAUCACAAAAAUUGUCUGGAAAUCUAUGCCAACAAUUAUUAAGAGUGGCUACAAAAUUAGGGGUGAUAGCUUCAAUGGGCAAAACUUUCUGCAUUAUAAAAAGGAACCAAAAGGACAGGUGGAUUCACUUAAAGAAAGUCCUUUCAUGCCCAGUUCCUCUAAGGAUAACUUAGAUUCACCUGCUGUGCACCCCCCCAAAAAAAAGAGAGAUUCUUUAAGCUCUGUGUGGGGUGUGGGAUGAGCCGUUGUUUUCCCCAGAACCAAGCUGCAAGCUGAACAUCAGAACCAACAGCUAUUUUUGCUUGGUGUUUCCAUUUGUCACAGUAAAACAGAAAUCAACAUUGUACAUGUUUGAGAAACCACUGGGGAUGAUUUCGUAUGAGGUGCUUCCUGUCUUGUCAGUCAUAUUGGACAGCACAGAAACCUUGAAUUGCAGCAUUCGAAGUUUUGAUGUGAAAUCUUUCUAGUGUGCUAACAUAUUCUGAAAUGUCUAUUACAAUUUGGAAAUGAGCCUUUCUAGUGUCCCCCCCCCCAAAAAAAAAACCACCUGAAUGAUGUUGGUAGAAUUGCAGGUCUUGGCAUACAAUCUCACAGAAACACUUCUUCAAAUGGUUCAUUGGAGGACUUAGUUUAAGUAACUUAACUUUGCGGGGUGGGAUCCAUACAGUAGCAGUGCCUAUACAGUGAUUUAACGUUUGAAUUUUGCGGAAAUCUUCCUCCUCUAAGAAAAAGGGAGGGAGAAAGAAGACGUGAAAAAGAAUGUUGCUGAUACAAGGACUUACUUGUUGAAUUUAUUUGUUUGUUGGAAUUUCUAUACCACUUAAUGUUUUAAAAUACAUGAGCAAUGUGCAUUUUAAAACCUGGAAUUACGGUAUAUGCAAAAUACAAUACAGAAAAAGAGCAAAAUAUCUUCAACAGCACAGGCAACUAUGGCAGGGAAAGCCUGCAUGAAUAAGAAAGCUUGAAGCAUAGGUCUAAAACAUAGCAAUGUAGACCCUGAUCAGACAUCCAUUCUAUAAAAUAGUGUAGUAAAGUCAAAUCAGCAAUAUAUGAUAGUCUUAAGAUGUUGAUUUGCAGGCUAAUUUAGUUUGCCUCACUUGCAAAAUAUCUGAUUUUGUACCAUGGAUGUUUUGUAAAUGGAUCAACCAGGCCAAUUGCAAUGCAAUCUUACAUUGUCAUCUACUGGAAUCCUAUGAGUUUGGGUUUUCUCUCUCUUUCUGCAUGGAUAUUGUCUAUUUUAAUCAGGAAUGCAUCGAGCAAGAAUGGGGGACCUGCGGCCCAUCAGGUGGAGUUAGACUUAGCUCCUAUCAGCCCUAGAUUUGUGGUCAGUGGUCAGGGAUGAUGGAAGUUGGAGUCUAACAACUUCUGUAGGUUAUGCAACCCGGGUGCAGAGCAUUGAGAAUUCCUUUCUGAAAAGGAGAACCUUUCCUACUGGUCAUGAUUCUUUGGGGUGAAGGGAUGAAAACUGGAAAGAAGUGGUGAGGGAAAAUAUGGAUAUUUGUACUUCACAGAGGAGCGCUAUUUCUAAAUAGAGAGCCGAGCUUGAGUUAAGGGCACUUUGCACCAUCAGGCAAAACCAAGGAGGAGGAGGAGACCUAAUGGUUAACACCAGGAUGAAAAGAUUUUUCUCAUAUAAGGAAUAUUUUGGUGGGUUUCAUUAAUGCACAGUAAAAUGGAAGCAAAGAUACCGUGUGUGGUGAGCAAUCUGAAUUGUGAGUGCCAGCAGCAUGAUAACUAUGUAAAUAUUCAGCCAGGCAAUCCUCAUUACAGCCACUGUUAAUUCAUGGUGACUAGCAGGAUCAGUACAGUGGUACCUCUGGUUACAUACUUAAUUCAUUCCGGAGAUCCGUUCUUAACCUGAAAGUGUUCUUAACCUGAAGCACCACUUUAGCUAAUGGGGCUUUCUGCUGCUGCCGCGCCGCCGCCAUGCGAUUUCUGUUCUCAUCCUGAAACAAAGUUCUUAACCCGAGGUACUAUUUCUGGGUUAGCGGAGUCUGUAACCUGAAGCGUAUGUAACCUGAAGCGUAUGUAACCUGAGGUACCACUGUAUAGGGAAAAGUCUCAUGUUCCUGUGGCCAGAUCCAGCACCAAGCAGCAAUGGUAGCAUAGAACCUGAAGCACCUAAAGCAAGGGGCACUUCAUUUUGCAGGUGCUUUAAGGUAUAGCAGUUCUGCUGUGAUGAGGCGGUAGCUGCCACCAGUAAUGAUUCUGCUAUCCUGUCUGGUCUAGCAGUGAACAACAGAAUCAUAGAAUCAUAGAAUUGGAAGGGAUCCUGAGGAUCAUCUGGUCCAGCAGUUCUCAACCUGUGGGUCCCCAGAUGUUGUUGGACUACAACUCCCAUCAUCCCUAAGCUCUGGCCCCAUAGGUUGAGAAAGGCUGAUCUAGUCCAACCCCUUGCAAUGCAGGAAUCUCAACUAAAGCAUCCAUGACAGAUGGCCACCCAACCUCUGCUUAAAAAGGAAGGAGAUUCCGGCACCUUCCGAGGGAGUCCUAGCCAGCAUAGCAAUGGUCUGGGCAGAUGGGAUCCAAUCGCAUCUAGAGGGUCACAGGUUUCUCACCUCUGCUCUAGCCAAAACUUUGCCAUUUUUCUCUUUCUUUGGAGCAGGUUGUAAUAAACUCCACCAACAAUCAGUAAGAAAUACCUCCUCCAUUUUAUAAUCACUAACCUGCUGUGAGGCAAAGCGAGGCUAAGAGGCAGUGAGGGGCUCAAGAAGACCACAUGAACUUUAUGACUGAGCAUAGAUUUGGACAUGGAUUGCCUUGUGUGACAUCUGCACCACAUUGAUUCUCUAAAUUUUAAUGCCCCAUGAUUCCUAUAAAUACCUCCCAGGUAGCCAGGUCAGUUCCAUCUCAACUUAUCCAAGAGGUAUGUUGCCUUUUGCAGCUCUUGUUUUGAUUUACUGCUUGCCUCGUCUCCAACCAGCUGACCUCCAACAUAGUUUAUUUUUGCUUGCUCUGUAGUGAGAUAGCUCUGACUUCAGUGUGAGACUUAAGUUUGGCAUCAUGUUUUGCUCAGAUUUUAGCACCUAGUUUCACUCAGGGCUUAAGGCCUCAAAAGAACAUUAGAACUGGUGACCUUUCUGGAACUAUUUGCCUUAAGCUCCAGUUUAACCAAUCAGCACAGACUGAUUGCAAGCUUAAUUUAAGUAACUCCUUUCAUCGUUCGUGGAAGGUUGAAAACUAUUACAGCUGAACUAGAAACAUCAAGUUGUACAUUCAGUUAACUUAGUAUAACAUUGUAAUCCUUUGAGCUCUGUCUCUUGUGCCUUCUUCCUUUUCUCCUUGAUGGACAUUACAAAGGCUCAAUCCAUUAAGGCUCCCCAGAACUUGUUGGACUUCAGCUCCUAUCAGCCUCAUUCAGCAUGGUCAAUGGUCAGGAAUCAUGGGCAUUGGUCCAGUUUGGUGGGCACUUGAGGGUCCCAGGGGAAGCUGGCAAUGCUGAGGUAAAGAAGAGAGUAUACAGAACCUUGGACAGCUCCAAGGGGCCCUACUAAUACAGCUACUGGAGAUGAUGUCCCUUGUGGGGCCAACCAGAACCUUAUGUAGGCUGACCAGACCUGUCGUGUGCUAGGCUUUACCUCCCUGAAAGAGCAGGCUGUCUGGUUGAAGAGUCGUCCCCUUAUAUUGCAGUCUAUGGCUUCUGUGAGACUAGGGAGACAGAUAUUUUGCAGGGGCUUUUCCUGUGAGUCAAGGUAUGGUGGUAGAGCUGUGUUCUCUGGGGCCCUGAAUGAGGUGCUGGUGUUCUUCCCUCAAGGAAGAUGCCUGAACCUUCUCCUCAUCAGUCCCCACUAUGCAUGGCUGGGUCCCCAAGUCAUUAGUCAUGACAGAGUUCAAGUCCAGCAAUAUUUGGAGGGAUGCAAGUUCCCCAUCAAGAGCUUGGACUAGCUUCCUUAUGAAGAAACAUUGGGAUGCUUCUUAGUUUAGGGGUGGCAACUACAUCUGAAGUUUAUGACAUUAUGAAAGUUUAUGACAUUAUGAAAAUUCUGGAGUGAGUUUAUUUGGUGGUUUAGAGGGAGGCAAAGAGGAAGAGCCCCUGCUUAUGAAAUGCUCUCCCCACCUGGCACCAACACUACAAUAUUUUUAGUACCAGCUCAAGACUUUCCUUUGCUCGCAAGCAUUUGAUGUUACUGUCUUUUGUGCCAGCUAUUUUUUCAGAUUUUGGUUUGGUUCUUUGGAUGAUGUUCCUAGCAGGGCAUGGUUACAUUUUUCUUUCCUUGUCUAGUUAUUCUUCACAUGGAAUAACAUACAGAACUGAUCCCAAGAUGGUGCUGUGUUGCUAAAUAAGACAGAUUGUUCAAGAAUGGGUUUUGACAGAGAACAGUCUUGCAAUAGCUAUUAGCUAGGAAAGUUAGCAAGAUGUUAACGAUCUUUGUAUUACCUACUAUCCAGAGGUAUACUAUCCUGUUUUUGUAAUAUACAUAUGAUUACUGAAUGCUGGAACAAACAGAGAACAGUUAUUUUUCUCCGUUAGGCUUCCAGGGCAUCAUCUUGGCUGCUAUGUGAGAUAAUUUAGCACCACCAGCAAUUCUUAUAUUAUUAGUUUCCACAGAAAGCUCUUCAAUUGCCUUAAUAAGGAGGGAGUUGUUUUAUUGCAAGCUCAUGCUUAUUUGUGUGAUUCUUGACUUUAUACAGUAUAUUUUGAUUAUUUUUCAUAAUGAAUAAGAAGAACGCAAUAGUUUGCUAAUAGCGGCCUGGUUCACAACCACACCGUGGGUGGUCUUCAGGGCCAUGUGUUGGGUUUGCAUGCUGUGGUUCCCUCGCUCAUUUCCUGCUUCAUGAGAACUAUAAAUUGCCAUGAUGACUAAUAGGGCAAACUAUGGGGUUUCUAAAAUACUGCUAUCUUAUUGGAACUCCCAGCAAUCUCCUAACCAAGUCUACACCUUUUUAGCUCCAGAAAAACAGUAGCCUAUUGGGCACUCCCAAAUCAUUUCCUGGGCUUUGAGCAAACUAUUGUUAUUAUCAGAAUUGGAAAGUCAGUUCAAAUUGAUAUCCCAUUCUCAAAACCAAGCUGUAGUUUGAAACAGCCAUAAUUUUAAAAAAUUGGGAUGUCUUGUCAAACUAUAGUUAUUGCAAACCAAAGAGGGAACUGGUGCAUAAAAAAGCAGGAAAGAAAGGAGGAGGUUACACAAAAGCCUGAAGAACAGUCCGGGUAGACAAAGCUUGGUUUGGCCACAACAUCUGAACUUAUCCACUGAAUUGGAUGUGUAUGUUUAUCAAAGGGAGUGAAAAGAAUUGGACGAAACUGAAAUAAAACCAAGCUAAAUCUUACUGGUAUUGGACUUCCUUAGAGGAUCUAAGUGGGUUAUAUGUGUAAUAAAUAAAUGGCACGAGGAGGAAUUAUAUUAUAUUACCCUUUCAUUCUCUCUGCAUAGUGCACCUCUUUUAAAUAGUUUAUCCUUCCAGCCAUAAAUUCAUCUUUCUCGUUAGUUUUUGUCCAUGUUCUUCCAGCUGGUUUAUUUUGGAUAGGAAGCAUCAUUAUUUCUACUAAGAUAACACUUCUCUGACACUUCCCUGCACAAGAGGACAUCAUUUUGGAUGACAUAUCAAAACGAAUUCCAUCUCAAGUUUGCAUUGCUUUUAAAAACCACUCCUCCUUUUUCUUCCCAUCUCUCAGUGUAUCCUACCUGGAAGAUUUGGGUCUUAUGAGAGUUCCGAAAAUCUAGACCAGUCAGCUGCUAAUUACAUUUUAUUGUGGUAAAAUAACUCUUUUAAAUUAUGUAGGACUGCUAGCUUUACUCAUCUUAAUCAGUAGAUUAACAAACUAAGCAAUCCUACACAAUGCUUCCGGGAAGUAAGUCCUAUUGAAGUUGGUGAGACAAAUCUAAGAUUGUACUGCACAGGUUUAACUGAUGUGAAUUAGUGCCACAAAUUUAAACAGAUGCAGGACAACUCAAAGAGGCAUGUAUUUUUAAAAAAUAAAAAUCCAGACUGCAAAAACAAACAACAAUAAACAAAAUCGGCAGGGUUACAUCUUGUAAUUACUAACAGAAGGCAAUGCAUGUAACAUAUUUUUCAUCUCUGUGUAGGUAAACAUUUAUGUAACCUCCACUGCCAACUUGGACCUUUUCUGUAUUCUUCAUCAUAAUAUUACAGUGUGUGCUUAGUCUCCUUUCCAUCAUUUGGAGAGAGGCUGUAAUAAAUGCUGCUGUAUGUGCCCCUGAUUUGCAUGUGAGAUAAAAUCAAACUACACUAUAUGAAAAUAUAAUAUUUUAUCUUUGCCUCCAGCUAAUUUAAGUUGGUACAUGAUUUUUUUUUCUGCCAGGGCUUUUUGCCACAGCUCACUGUACCAAGAAGACACUGUUAAAAGUUCUGCAGUUGUCCAAUUUUGUGCUUAUUACCCUGCAAGCAGCCAUGUAGUCUUUGGGCUCAGAUGUGUUGUUGAAAUAUGAAAGGAAAAAGAAAACAUUAAAAAUAGCCUUCUGAGCUGUAGUUUUUGUUUCUUUGACUUUAAAUUAUAUUCCCCUUUUCUUGGGUCAGAAAGAAAAGCUGGUUUUAGUUCGUUGGAUAGGUGGUAGACACCUAAAAGAGGAAUCAGACAACGCGGUUCCUUCAAUGUAAUGUUGAACUACAACUCCCAGGCAGCAUGGCCAGUGGCCAAAGAUGAUAUGGGUUGUAGUCCAAGAACAUAUGGAGGGCACCCUAUUGGCUACCUUGAUCUAAAUGUAUAUGAGGCUGUUCAGAGGUUUGGGCUGAAGUGUCACCAAUAGAUCACUAAAAUGCAGGACUCCAUUAUCACCUUUUCAUCUGAGUCAGAUGAGGUGAUGGAAGUGCUGAGCGGGUGCCUGGAAUCAGUAAUGGUUUGAAUGAUGGGGUAAGAAAUUGAAGCAAAAUACCAAUGUUGGAAAUCCUGCUAGUUGGGUGUUUUAAUGGAUCUGAUAAGUGACGUUCAGCCUUUUCCUGGAUGGGGUUGCACUUCCCCUGAAAGACCAGUUUUGCAGCUUAGGAGGACUGUUAGCUCUGGCCCUUACUUUAGAUGCCCAAAUGCUAUCAGGGAAAUGAUUUGCUUUCUCCAGCUCCAGACCCUCUUGUCACACUUACCCAUGCCCUAGGUGAAGAUUUGGCUGCUACAAUGUAUUGGGCUCUCCUUGGAAACAUCCCCAUGUUCAGAACAUGGCCACCACAUAAUUGAUUGGCAUGGGUGGCUUGGAACACGGGCUUUCUGUUUUUAAAACAGUGCUCACCGGUUUCUGGUUACGAUUCAGUUCAAGGAGCUGAUGUUAACAUAUAAAGUCCUAUAUGUCUUUAAACUUGAAUCCAUUGGCUCAGGUUGGGUUCUGUGUAUUUUUAUGGCCACAGUUGUGUUUCAGACAGUAUUUUAUCAGGAAAUAAAUAAAUGGCACCUACACCAAAAUAGGGCUCAAAUGCUAGACAUUGCCUGCAACUUUGAAAUAUAAAGAGACAAAGUUGACAUAACAUUUAUCACAUUGUUUAAAGGGGGGGGGUCUUCCCUAUCUUGGGCUCAUGUUAUCUGAAGGACUGCCCGUUCCAAACCUCCCUGUUCUCCACCCCUGAGGACCCCUGAGGACCCCUGAGUACCAGUUCUCAGUGCCAUCACCUUCACAGGUGAGGCAGGUAUCAAUCAGAUAUACCACAGAAACACCAUAUAGAUAUUUAACAUUAAUAAUUAUUUUUUAAAUGCUGUGUAUGAUUUGGAGAAAGCCAAGUACCUCCAAAUGCCUUGUAAGGAUCAUGUUUGGUAUUUCUAGAAAGAGUCCAUUAAUAAAACGUUGUGCCUGCUGGACCAAGUCUUUUGUGUGACCUCAGUCCUAUUCCCCCUUCUCCGUCAUGAAAUUCCCUUUCUGAUCAAGCUUCUAAAUUGUGCAGGGAAGUCCACCAGACUCCGCACUGCAGACAUUCAGCCGGAAGCCAUGUUGGGCUGACAUUGAUAACAAGAUGGAGGGUGGAGAACCGAGGAUCAUGUCCUCCCCCCUUGCCCCGCUUUUCACAAGUGGGUAGGGUUUUAGUAAGGCCUGCAUAGUGAAUGUGUGGGAAAAGGCUAUCAGAGUGGAACGGUAGAUAUCAAUAUUUGUGGCAGAGGGUAAGGUGCAAAUAAGUGGGCUGGUGAUGUUUGUGUGAAUGUGGACAGGUAAGGGUUUUUUGUCAUAAAGGUAAAGGGACCCCUGACCAUUAGGUCCAGUCAUGACCGACUCUGGGGUUGCGGCGCUCAUCUCGCUUUAUUGGCCGAGGGAGCUGGCGUACAGCUCCCGGGUCAUGUGGCCAGCAUGACUAAGCCACUUCUGGCGAACCAGAGCAGCGCACAGAAAUGCUGCUUACCUUCCCGCCGGAGCAGUACCUAUUUAUACUUGCACUUUGAUGUGCUUUCGAACUGUUAGGUUGGCAGGAGCAGGGACCGAGCAACGGGAGCUCACCCUGUCGCGGGGACACAGUCUUGCUAAUGAUGCACAGCUCUGUUACCUUUUUUCACCUGAGUUAGGAGAGGCAAGACAACUUCUUGGUCAGUUUGUGGUUCUGGCAAUGGACUGUAUGAGGGCCAAUGAGCUGAGACUGAAUCCUGAUAAGAUGGUGGCCCUGUGAAUUGAAGGUUCCCACGACUGGGAAUUGGGCAGGUUCUGAAUGGGGUUGCAGCCCCCUAUAAGGAACAGCUACGUAGUCUGUUGGUACUCUUCAAUCUAGAAUUGCCAAUGGAAAUGCUGGUAGCCUCCAUAGGGUUUGAAGUGCUCUUGGCCAGCUUUAGUUGGUGUGCCAUCUAGGGCCAUUCCUAGCCAGGGAUAACUUGGCCACAGUGAUCCAUGCAGUGGUAACUUCACAAAUUGAUUAUUGCAGUGCACUCUGUGUGAGGCUGCUGACUGGAGCAGACUGGUGAGUACAUGUCACACCAGUUCUGAAAUAGGUACAAUGGCUACCAGUGUACUACCAAGCCAAGUUCAAGGUGCUUGUGUUAACAUAAAGCCCUACACUGCUUCAGACCAGGAUACCUGAUGGAGUCCCUACUCCCUUAUGCACCUGCCAUUGCUGUAAAUCUGGCUGGGAUGCCCUCCUAAUAGUGCCACAUUGUUGUGCGGCAACAAGUGAGAGGGCUUUGUCAUCUGUGGCACCUCAAUUUGUGGAAUGCUCUCCUCAGUUAGGUCUGCCUGGUGCCUUCAUUAACAUCCUUUAGGCUACCAGGCUAAAAUGUCCAUCAUCUCUCAUUGUAAUCAAAAGAUGGAUGAUGGACAAGUUAGUUGAAGGACUAUUGGAGAAAAGGUUCUAGGUGCUUUAGUUUUCUUUAUUUCUCUGCUGGGUUUCCAUGUGGGUUAUUGAAAUGGUUUUAUUGACAUUUAUUGUUUUGUACAUGAUGCCUCCUCCCCUUUGUGUGAGUCUCUUAGAGACUUUUUUGGACUAAGAGACUAGCAAGUCAAUUCAAAUAAAUAAACGUUAAAAACAGCAACCUUGAUGGUUAUCCACCACCUAUAUAAACGUUUUAAUUGACAUAGACUGGGUUAAUUGAAGGUAGAAUUGGCUGGGUUAUUUUCACAGAUGUGAUAAUUUUGUUACUGCUGUAAGUAGAUGGUUAUUUCAUUGCUUGUCUACUGCUUUUUUAUUAUUUGCUCUUGGAUUUGUUUUAAAUGAAAAAUGUGAUACAACUUUAAUAGAAUAAAAGAGGAUGCAAUGUAGCUACAUGGUUUCAUUGCUGUUCAGGAGCGUCACAGAACCCAGUUGUUUGACCCAUAGACAUUUCAUAGGAUAGGCCAGGCAUCCCCAACCUGCGGCCCUCCAGAUGUUUUGGCCUACAACUCCCAUGAUCCCUAGCUAACAGGACCAGUGGUCAGGGAUGAUGGGAAUUGUAGUCCAAAACAUCUGGAGGGCCGAAGACUGGGGAUGCCUGGGAUAGGCUUUUAGGUGUCAUCAGAGUUUGGUAAAAGAUCUGAUUUUGGAUAAGCAAGUUUACAUGCAGCAAUCUAUUGAAUGCUUGCCUCAAAAUUGGUUUUAUAGUUCUGUAGUUUUAUCAUUCUGUAAUUAUUCAUCUGAUGUGCUUAUUGUUUGUCAUCAUCUUGCAUGGCCUGUGGUCAAACAAAUAGAAGUAUUACCAAGCUGUAACUAAUAACAUGGCAGAGCUGCCUUUUAAAAACUCACUUAAACCUAAUGUCUGUCCAUUAACAUGAAAAAGUAUAAAAUAGAAUAAAAAGGCUUUAUAUUUUGGUGGUUAUACACAUCUGAAUCUUUUAAGUACAUUUCUAAUUCUGCAUUAUAUUAAAACUGGAAUAAAUUGUUCUCCAGAAAACAAUCAGGGCAUGGAUUGGGGUUUUUUUUAAUUAUAUGAAAAUAUGUGCUUCUCCUGUGCUCUCUCUGAAUAUUUGCUUUUUCUACCCCACUGAUGUGAAAGGUCAAGGCAAAGCCUGCAGAACAGCUUUGGGGUAUUUCUUACAAGCCUUUGUUCCUUUGAAAGGCUCGCAAAUUAUUUGGAAACCUGAAACUCUUACUGAAAAGGGCUUGCUCCAGGUCUAGUCAAUUUACGUCUGAUCCUUUAGUGUGCUAAGUUCCUCUUAAGUGAUACUCAGCACCUCCGUUUCUCUGUAGAGUAUAGUUGUACUGUUGAGGGUCAAACGGCUCAGGAUUUCUUUUUGCAGAAAUAGCCAGCAUAAGGAGUCCAGUCUGGGUUGGGAUCCCGGAGUAGAAGACAGGGUGCCUUAGUCAUUUACCUCCUGCUGUGUUCCUGAGCUGGAUUUAGGGACUUUUUUCAUCCUGAGAGCCGUAUUCUCUCCCAGGCACUCUUCUGAGGGCCACAUGCCCAUGGACAGAGGAAACAACAGGUGGAGCAAUGCAUUCAAAAUUUACCUAUGCGCAGUAGGCUAGUUUCUACAAGCACAUACCCGGGAAACAGGAUGAGCCAUAGCUCAGCUAUGAAAUCUGAAGUGUGUUCUCUAUGUUGUGCAGAAAGAUGUGCUAUGAGAGUUGUUGUUGUUUAGUCAUUUAGUCGUGUCCGACUCUUCGUGACCCCAUAGACCAGAGCACUCCAGGCACUCCUGUCUUCCACUGCCUCCCGCAGUUUGGUCAAAACUUUUAUAUGCCUGUUGUCUUUGUCCAUGGAGUUUUCUUGGCAGGGAUACUGGAGUGGCUUGCAGGUUCCUGCUCCAGAUGGAUCACGUUUGGUCAAAACUCUCCACUAUGACCUGUCCAUCUUGGGUGGCCCUGCACGGCAUAGGUCACAGCUUCUCUAGUUAUUCAAGCCCCUUCGCCACGGCAAGGCAGUGAUCCAUGAAAGGGGCUGUGAGAGAGACUGUAGCAAAAGAGAAUUGAUAACAAAGCAUCCGGCAGCAUCCAGCGUCUUCAGAUGGGUGAAGCCCUUCUUACGCCCAAACUAUGUUCACAUCAGCAAGAUGCAAAAAAAAAGCUUACGGACCCUGAAUUUGCUAAGAGCUUUCUUUAUAUCUGGGCUAUUUCUAGAUUCUGUCUGAAACACACACUGAUCUGUGGGAGUGGAAAUGCACGCAGCAUCUUUUUGCUCUUCUGCCCAAAGUUGCACAUUUAGCAUAGUUAGAACUUAGCACACAGCUGUUGCACAUUGCAGAGUUUGUAAUUUAAAGUUGUCCUUCCAUAGCCACUGAGGUCAAACAGGAGCAAGUUGCCCAUUACACUUGGCACAGAUAUACGUCCUUGGGGACAAUCCAGGCUGGUGCACAGGACCACCUUGCGUGUGCUGGCCAUAGUGCUGAGCAAAACAUCAAGGGUUCCUUGAGGUGAACAUGCCUCAUGACCUAUUUAGGAUGAGAAGGGAGAAUCACUACAGAGAGGUCUGAAAAGAUUAUUUCCAAGCUUCUGUAAGCAGGGCACUCAUGUGUGGUGACCUUCAGUGCAAGGCAAGUUACUGUAAUGAAAUAAAAGUUUGUGGGGUUUUUCUCUUCAGGGGCAAGCCCCAUGCAAGUGAACUCGGAGCAUGCUUGUACUAUGGACAAGCAGGUUUAAUGGCCAAUGCCUUGCUCCAAGGAACCUUGCAUAAAUAGCAUAACUAGAGGAAGGUCAGGAUUGUGGUUCAUGAUUGCUAAGGUGUUGGUGAGGAAAUACAAAGCUACCUUAAAUGUGUUCAGGUUUAGUGUAAGGAAGGAAUUUGCUGGGUACGCCCGGAACAUUUGUCCACCUUCUUUGAGAAAUCUUGCAGAACAGGUGAGGUAGCACAGGACUAGAGCCAGGUAAAUGUUGUCCCAGUCUCCAAAAAGGGGAGAAGGGAAGAGUUAACGGAAAAUAUUUUGAUACUGGUGGAGAAUAUAAUGGAGACAAUUUAUAAGCAUAUUGGUAAUAAUGCAGUGAUUAGUAGGAGUCAGCAUGGAUUUGUAUCCCAACAGAUUAAUGUUACCUUCCUUUUUAUUGGGUUACUAGCUUAGUGGAUUGUGGGAAUGCUGUGGAUAUAAUUUAUCUUGAUUUCAGCAAAGUAUUCAAUAGUUUGUUGAGUGUAUGCUCAGAGCUUCCAUGAGCCUCCUUUCAGUUGACCCUGAAUACAUGCAAAUUGUGAUGAAGAUGGUAGUCUCAUUUUUUUUUCUUACUUUCUCCCCAGGUAUCAUCCUUGGAUUUGGUCUUCGGUCAUAUCACUUCAGCUACCGAGAAGUGAAGUACUUUUCCUUCCCAGGCGAACUCUUAAUGAGAAUGUUGCAGAUGCUGGUUUUGCCUCUCAUUGUGUCCAGCUUAGUAACAGGUACACUCUUAUCUUUUCCCAUUUUCUGUUUUGCAGCAGCUGCUGCUUUCUCUUUCCCUUUCGCCAAUGUGUUGAUAAAGAGAAAGAAAUGCUUACAGCCGAGUGCAUGAAAAAUGGCUGUGGCGUUUGCCCUCCUAGGUGGGUCAUAAGGAAAGGGUUAAAUGAGUGGGAAGUGAAAAUUGUCAGUAAAUUAACAAAAUAAGAGAAAUUUCCUCUCAGUACUGUUCCUUCUGGCUAGGCUUCUCUCAAGACUCUGGUCCCAAAGUUCUGCUAUGAGUUUUCUCUCUAACCCUUCAAGCUUUACUUCCUCUGACCACGAGCCUAAACCCUCUGCCAGAACAGAUUUUGAGCUCUCUUUCUCCUUGUUAUUUUGGCUUUGCGGCUUAUCUUGGGUAUUUCACAACUACACACACGGGCUAGGUAAUCACUUCACAGAUUUACCCUUCCCCCUCCUGGUGUAUUAUUUUCCCCAACACAGGCGUAUCUAUCUGAUCCCGCCUCAAGCGUAUUAAUUUGGAUCCCGCUGCUGCCGUCGCUUUUGUGAUGGCUAGGCGCAACAAUCUAAAUAUCCCACCACAGGGUAUUGAUUGUAUCCCACCUGCGUAGAGAUGUUAUCCCAACACUUGCAUACCAUUUUUGUAGUGGCCGGUAUUGUUGUUAUCCCACCGCUGCCGACACUUUUGUGGUGAUCACACAGGAUCCCCGGACGUUUGACAGUCUAUGUUAACAACUGUCUGGACUCAGUGUGUACCCGAGAGAAACAGGUUGGUGGCAGCGGGGAAGCGAUCAUAGUGGUGGCACAGGGAUCAAUAGAUCGUCAAACGUCCGGGGACCCUGUGUGAUCGCCACAAUGGCAAACUCCAGGAUUCAGGUGCUUGGUAAAAUAAUUCAGGGGCCAUCAACAUGGUACCUCUGGGUGCAGUGGUCCCCUUGGGGUCUUCCCUUGGCACAAGAAAGCCUUUGAGUACCCCCUCAUUGAGCACCCCUUGAUCACAAAGUGGUGGUUACCUUUUUCUCCCUUGAAAUGCUCUUUCUCUUGGAAAUGAAGGCCGCAGGAGAAUGAUGGCAUUUCUGUGAUAGCAAGGUUUUGUUUAUACAUACAGUGGUACCUCGGGUUACAAACACCUCGGGUUACAAACAUUUUGAGUUACAGACUCCACUAACCUGGAAGUAGUACCUCAGGUUAAGAACUUUACCUCAGGAUGAGAACAGAAAUUGCGCCGCGGCGGCAAGGCAGCAGCGGGAGGCCCCAUUAGCUGAAGUGGUACCUCAGGUUAAGAACGGUUUCAGGUUAAGAACGGACCUCCUGAAUGAAUUAAGUUCAUAACCAGAGGUACCACUGUAUUUAUACAGGCUGAGCGUAAGUAGAAGAAUGGAAGAAUGUGGAAGACAUUUUAGCCGCAACAAACCCUCUCUGCUACCACAAAUAACAAAGCAGGAAAAUUAGGAUUUACACACCCCUCCUAAAAAUAAAUUAAUAAAAGGUUUGCUGCAUAGAUAGUGCUUUGAGUAUUUUGACUUGUAACAAAAAUAUUAGACUAUUUUACAAUACUGCAUAAGAAUCUUCUCAACUGCUUUGUGUGACUGCAAUAAUAUUAUUUUUAAAACAGAAAAUAUCCUUCUCUCCUUCCUCCACUCUUUUAUAAAUACAACAAAUAUCAGAGGGAGGAAGAAGACCCAUCAUUGAACCAAGAAAGGUGUGAGGGAUGAGGGGCAGUGGGGUGGCUGGCAAGAAAACAGGAUGGUUUCCACUUUCCUUGAGCAGGGACGACAGAGUGGCUUUAUCAAUGGCUUAGAAGUAUCUUUGUAGACAGUAUUGAUGUCCAUAUGCUGUUGUCUGCAGAAGGCAGCUAGUUUGUAAAGGGAAUGAGGUCAGUUGUCCAGUGUGAAUAGGUAAGGAUUCUUCGUUCUGAUGUUUCAACACAAGUUGUUUGGCUGCUUCGCGUGGUGCAAAGAAUCCACUUCUUUUGUCUGGAUACAAAGUCUCAUUGAAGCAAUACAACUUAGCAGUAAGUCUUUUGAGGGCCAUUGGAUUGUGGCCCAUCUCUCCCCACAAACUACCUUCUCAAAGUGAUUCUCUAUGAAAAGAUAGAUGGAUCCGUCUAUUUUUGCUCCAUGUCCUUUUUGCAUCUGUUCCUUCAUAAGCUUAUUCCAUUUCUGCACUAAUCUGUGUUUUUUUUAAUCUGCAUCAGAAGUCACGUUUAAAUACAUAUUGGAAUAUGAAUCUUUGGAUGCAUUUUCUCGCAAAGUACACAUUUAUACUUGUAUAAAUGCUUUACAAAAAUAGCUGAGAACUGUGUUGCAAUAUUCAGAGCAGCGUGAAAUCUGAAAGAUAACUGUCCUGUUCUCAUUUUGCAGAGGCUGGGGGUAGGGGAGUGAAAAUCAACUCUUUUUAAAUAGAGCAUUCCUCAAGCACCCCCACCUCUGAGAAAUCUAGUUGCUAACCUUGGGCAUAUGUUAGAUUCCCCCCCCCCGAACUUGAAUUUUUAUUUAUUAUUUGUUUGUUUUUUUAAAAUGCAAGUUACUUGCAUGAAAUGGCAGAACUUUGCUCAUCUCUGUUUGUUUUGUGGUGUUCUAUACAAAUCUUGAUACAAGGCGUUUCUGAGAUAUAGCUAUAGAUAUGCAACCUGUUCCCCGCAUUCCCAUUCAGUGAGAAACUCCAGAACCAGCACUCCAGGACUGAGAGUCGAGCUAGUCAUGACAAUAAAUAUUAUGCAUUGCAUUUCAGCCUUUUGAACUAAAAAUAAAAUAAAAAAUAAGGCAGCCACUGGUGGAGAGAGCAGGUUUAACCACAGUCCAGGGAAGGGGUCCUGUACUGUUGAAAGUCCUGCCCCUGGAAAGCUGUUUUUUUCCUUAAGCAGAGGGACAUUUAAUUAUUAAAACAUUUUUAUAUGGUGCUCCACGUUUUUCCUCCCAUACCAAAUAGCAGCCUGAGAUGGAGCUCGCCCAGUGGAUGUUCUCAGGAGCAGUUUGUGUGCCAUUUGACCAAUUCUGAGACCAUGAAAUUUCAAGUCACUGCACUGAGGCAUGAAGACUAGGGUAUUUCUUUCCUUUCUCCUGCACCCUGCGAUUGUUCUGCCUUCUCACUGCAGCUUCGUGCUUCCCCAUUCCAUGCACUCUCAGAUGCUCCAGCAAUGAUUACUCUUUUUCUGAGAGUAAGUGAUGAGUGUCAUUGUGGCCACAAAACUCCCUUCCCUUAUGCCACGUGACUCUACCGGACCUAAAUUCCUCUCCCAGGAACAGCAGGAGUUCCUUGCUGAACUUGAUGUGUGGCUGCAUUCAGAGAGCACCGUUGCCGCAACUGACAGCAUUUCCAACAAGGCCAUGAACUCUGACCCUCAUUUCCAGGGGUCAGAAAGUUGUGCCCGAUUCUGGAGCGGGAAAUCUGGUUUUUCUGUGACACCAUGACCCCUGCCUGCAGCUAUAGGAGAAAAACUCCAUGGCUCAUGUUUCAGGGGAAUGUCAUCUUGCUGGUUUUAGUUCUGAGUCCAUCUCCAAGCAUCAAUCUUAUCGUCAGAGAGAAUCUAAUUCCAUAGACCUGGAAGAACUAGCAGCAUUUGGAAGAGCUGGUCCAGGACUGAGCUGAAAUGGCCUCUCCAGUUUUGCCACCCCAUUCAGAAGCUUUGCAUUCGGGAAGGUCAUUUUGAUGAUUUUCUGUGGCACAGAAGAGAGGGGGCUGACAUAGGCAGUAAUUGCUAUUGGUGACCAGACUGUUUCCUAGUGUGGGGCGAUCACCAUUUUGCCUCCAGGAUUUCCUAGAUUGAGGGCAGUAGGUCACCACAUUGUGCCGCCAUUGAGUCAAUGAGAGUGAGGGCAAUACUUCCAGCUGUCACUCUUGGAAGUUGGGGGAUGGCAAUGCCAGCAACCAGCCACUGGAAUUCCAAGGAACACCAUUAUCAUCACCAGGACAGUAAAACAGAUGGUAGGUAAACCUAGAAGGGUGGUCUUGGGAAAUCUCAACCCUCACUCAGAGCUCCCAAAUCCUGAGCCAAAAGUUCUUUCAAGGGAAUGUUUGACUUGGCCCUUGUUAAUGUGGAAGUCCCAAAUUUAUGCCCUGUCCCAGUGUCACGGUUCAGUUCACCGGCAAUCGAAGUCCCGGCAGGGGACGUCAGGACCGGGAGCAGGAACAAGGGUCCAGAUGCCAGGAGUCAGGAAGCCAAGAGUCUGAGGGUCAGAGAGCCUGGAGUCAAGAAGCCAAGAAGCCAAGGGUCCAAUGGUCAGGAAGCAAGGAGUCACAAAGUCAAGGGUCUGAGGAUCAAGAAGCAAGUAGUCAUGAAGUCAAGGGUCCGAGGAUCAAGAAGCAAGGAGUCAAGAAGCCGAGGUUCAAGGAUCAGGAAGCAAGACGCCAAGCUCAGCAAGGCAGGAAGCGUGUUGCUGUGGCAAAGAGCCAAAGGGAAAUGCUGACCUUAUAUCCCUUCCCAGCUCUUGCCACCAGGUGCUGUGAGUUACCAAUCUGUCUCACCUGUGUGGCCGCGCCUUGCCUCUUCAGAACAAACUUAGGAAAACCCCAGUCCUGUAAAGUCCUAUUGGUCACAGGGCCUGGCUCCUGCACACACACCUGACACCCAGUCUCAAACUUACUACAUAGUCUUAGCUAAGUUUUUAUCUUUCAGCCUCAACCAUUCAUCUUAAGCAUGAGGAUAAUAAUGCUAAUCUAUCUUUCAGAGUUCUUGUAAUAAUUAUUAGUAUAAGAUAUACUAAUCCUUGCAAUUUAUGGUCCCCUGAGCAUAAGAAAGCCCAUCAGCUGCAUAUUGCAAUAUGCUCCACUUUCCAAUGAAACCCCUUGCUUUGGGUUUGGUGGUUCCAGAAACUUUAUUAUUUUAUUUUCUUUGAGAAAAUAUGCAUCCUGCACUUUCACUGGAAAAACAGUGCUCAGUUUAUGGUGGACUGCAGUACACAGAGGGUGCACUGCUUUCAGCCUGUUGAGUUGCAAGUUGUGCGAGUUGUAUAUGUGGCGCAUUUUGAGAAAGCAUUUCAUAGAUACAAAGCUGAAUCUAUUGUUUGGUCAUACAAAUCCAUCACUGGUUGCAACUCCAAGAAGCCCUGGGGGCUCGCUCAGCACCCACUCUGUGGGGCCUUGGAUGCAACUUCUGGGUCUCAUCUGAGGCCUUGGGGGGGCCUUGAAAGGGGUGUCCUAGGCCUCGCAGGGCCUCCAACAUCACUUCCGGGGGUGACGUAAAGCCAUGACUUCAUGUUAUAACGGCACCGCUGGGCACCCACGAUGUGGGGCCCAAGUCAGCGCCCUGAAAUCCUUUUGUUCCUGACUGGGGAAUUUGAUGUGGGAGAGAGGGCAACCUCAGCCAAAUGAACAUAAUGAUCUUUCAAGCCAAAGAUGGCUACCCUUGUAGAUAUUGUUGAACAUUGACUCCCAUCAGCACCAGCCAGAAUGAUCAGUGGUCAGGGAUGAUGGGAGUUGUAGUCUAACAACAUCUGGUGUGCCACGUACAAGUGUCUGCUAUUUCCCUGCAUCAAGAAUCUGCUUCUGAUGUAUUAUUUUUACUAGUGUAUUAAUUUUCUGCUUUAAUUGCUCUGCAUCCCAAGUGACCAUGCCAUUUGACUGGCUUAACAAGUUACUAUGAUGAACUCUCCUCUAAUUAAACUAAAGCAAUUCACCGAAUUACAUCAUGCUUAUUUAGCAUUAGGAGGGCCAACAAAAUCAUCAACUGGAAGUUCUUUUUUCAGAAGCAAAUCGCCUUUAAUAGUGGGUGACUGAUGUGAGUGUGCAUGCGCCCCUUUCCCUCCUCCCUGCCAACACUCAUUUCUUCUACUUUUUGUGAAUGAGCAACUUUAAACCUUCUUGUGAGAUGGGGGGGGAAAUGCUAAUCAAGAUGUCACGUCCAUAAAAGGAUGGCCUUUUCAGGUUUCCACUAAGCAGGUAUCAGCUGUGUUUUGUUCCUGUAAAAAAAAUAAAAUUGUGCUGCUCUUCUCUGUGCUCCUGCACUUCUGAUUCUUGGCACUGGGACAGUAAGUUCUUUGUGCUCUGGUAUUACAAUGAGGCUACCAAAGAGAAAGAGCCUUGGUCCGAGGCUGUCAGCUGUUACUAAUCACUGUUCUAUGGCUUGCUGUGAAUCUCUGCGAGUCCUUACCUCUUGCUCUGCUUAGCACACAUAAAGAAGAUAAAUUACGCCUUUAGUUUCCCUUCAAAAAGCAUAUUGUGUGGCACAUUCCAAUACAGUGAGCAAAAGACGGAAUCAUGCAAAGAGUUAAAUUAGUAUCUAAACAGCCCCCGCAGCAGGGCUUUGCCCUGGCAGAUGUGAGGAACAGGAAAUGUACUGCUGGGCUGGGCAUCCAAAAAGUUCCUUGUUGCUUUGCACUUGACAAGUUUCAGAGGAUAAAUCAGUUGCAGCUCAAAGCACAGCAUGUCUGGAGUUUAUUUGGAGCCUGCCUAUGCUCUUCAGCUAUAGAACCUGGCUUCAAUGCCAAGGGCGGCGUUAUGGAAAGUGAUGAUAAAAAGACAAGAGUGAAUCUGAGCAUGUACAAAAUUAUCUCGAAGUAAUCACAGUCUCUCCACAAAACAUGGCAUUGGGGAACCUGUCUGAGGGCAAGAGGCCUUGACCCCGGUGAAAGAUUCAUGAACCGUGGUCCAAAUGAAAAUAUCUCUACAUCAUCUUCAUUGGAGGUCUCUUUGUAUUACAUGCCAGGUUUGUUUUGCUUUGUUUAUAUUAAACAGGGUUAACGAUGACAGCAGUUAAAAUACCUGGCUAAAUAACUUUUUUUUUCUGGCACCAAAAUAUAGCAACUUAGGCACCUAGUGAGCCUUUUAAGGGAGGGCAUUCCAGAAUUGGGUUUCUAUUAGCAAAUUAGUAGCUGCUUUGUCAUUAAUCCUCCAAAUAAUUCGGAAUUACAGUUUGCAGAUCAAAUUUUAAACUGUAUGCUCACUAUUUGAUAAUUUCCUCUACACCCGCAUCCCAUAAGUAUAGGGAACACUUCAGCAUGUCAACCUGGCAUUUUCAGCAGCUAAAAGUGUUGUUUUUUUAAAUUCUGUUGGGCGCUGUAGGUAUAAUAUGCCAGCGAUACAAUAUCCAUAGGUUCAUCAGGAGAGCUCAGUGAAGAAUAUUACAGGUGGACCACUACAGUCCACUGGUGGGCCGCCAGCUAAUUUCUUUUCACUUGAUAGUUGCUGAGAUUUUGACCCUAUCAAGGCACUUUUAAUGUUCUUAUACACCUUUCAGGGAUGUUUACUGAGGAAAUUGGAAACAUACAAUGAUCUACCAGUCUUCAAACAACCCUAUUAAAAAAAAAAUCUAGAGUAAUUAGGAGCAUCCCAGGGAAACAAGGGACUUACAUUAAAAACAUAUGGCAUACACUAAAAACAGUAAAGCAAUUCAGGUGCUAUGAAUAGGGGACAGUGAACAUGUGAACAUGUGAUGGGGACAAGUAGAGAUGAGCACACUAGCUGCAUCCCAUCUCUCAUCCUCUUCAUCACCUUCCAACUGCUGGUUGUCUAAAGCAUGGACCUUUUUAUAUCUGCAGAGACUCCCUGUGUAUCUUAAAAUGCUUUUGUUUUGUUUUUUUAAUGCUAUCAGAGGACUGUUGUCCUUUGUCUGAAAUGACAACAGACCUCCUGGUUGACAGAGUCUAUGCUAGGAUUAGCUAGCUGUUCCUUCAGACUUGUACUAGCUUUGUCCUUCACAUCCUGCUCUGAUCAUGGAGGGAUAGUCUAGCACAGCCUUUCCCCAAGUCCUCUAGAUGUUGUGGACUGCAGUUCCCAUCAUCCGUGACCAUUGUCCCUUCUAGUGGGAGUUGAAAGGAGGUGGCAUCCAAAACAUCUGGAGGGCACCAGCUUGGACAAGGCUGGUCUAGCAGAUCAGGUCAGAGUCCCAGGAUCUCAUAUACUUUCCAAAAAAUCAGCAAAGCCUUUACUGCUCCUGGAGCUGAUUACCUCUCCCAUGCUUUACCCACUUCCUGAAAAGUGGCAGUUCUUAACACUACUCUGCUUCUCACUUAACUCCUACCUGAUGCAUUGCCUGCAGCAAUAAGAAGGAAUCAGGAAGCAGAAGACCCCACUUAUAACUCAAGGGGCUGAUUAGUUCAGAUAGAACUCUUGUCCUGUGUCCAUUUCAUCUCUAUUUAAAUGUGGAAUUUCCUCUGCACCUGUAAUCAAGUAUCUGCAGGAGCACUGAUGGAAGGAUGCACUCCCACAAGUUAAGAUGCUUGAAGGAGGGGUAUGAUGCCAGAGGAGGAGAGGACAGAGGGUGAAGAAAGAGUUGUGAGUGGAGGGGAGCAUUUUCCCCAUCCUUUGGACCCCCUGGGAAACUCAUCAAACCUGCUGCACCUGGAACUGGGUGUGGAGAGUGCAGCUGUGGGCAGCCGAAGAAAGUACCAUCCUCCUUGGGCAUGUCCAUAAAAAGCAAGUCCAGAGUAAGAGACUAGGGUGAUGUCAGCUGUUUUCAGGAACUCUUUUCAUUGGUGGGUGAGUUGAGAGUUUGUUUGCACCCUGGGUUCUUACCUGGAGGCAGAGAGGAAGGGGUAUCAGAAGGAAAAUGAAUUGAUAUUUUUAUAUAUUACAAACUUUAUAUUAAUGUAACAUUUUCAUAUGUAGCUGUGUGUUUUUGUAAUAUCUGUUUAAGUUGCCUGUUGUUUCAGCUUUCUGCACACUGCUUGGAGAUAUUUUUUAAUAUAUUAAGCACUAUAGAAAUUAAAUAAUAAUGAAUACAUAUAUUAGAAACUAUAUGGAAAUAGUAAAAGAUUAUACCAGCUCAAUAUUUGGGGGUAAUAGCAUCUACAGCCUGUGUAUAAUGUGAUGUUUUUACUGUAUGUUUUUAAUAUAUACAGUGGUGCCCCGCAAGACGAAUGCCUCGCAAGACGGAAAAACCGCUAGACGAAAGGGUUUUCCGUUUUGAAGUUGCUUCGCAGGACGAAUUCCCCUAUGGGCUUGCUCGCAAGACGAAAAUGUCUUGCGAGUCUUGAGAUUCUUUUUUCGCUUUUCCCCCUUUAUCUAAUCUGCUAAGCCUUUAAUAGCCUUUAAUAGCCUUUUAGCAGCUAAUCCCUAAGCCUUUAAGCCUUUAAUAGCCGCUAAACAGCUGAUAGCGCUAAUAGCGCUAAUCCGUCAAUGGGCUUGCUUCGCAAGACGAAAAAACCGCUAGACGAAGACUCUUGCGGAACGGAUUAAUUUCGUCUUGCGAGGCACCACUGUAUUCAUGCGUUUCUUUGUACAAUUUUUAAAUUAAAAUUUGUGAAUUAUAACAAUUUGUACAAUUUUUGGGAACGUGACCAGCUUCUUUUGUAGAUAAGAAAUUACAACAUAAGAAGUUCAAGCACAAAAUAAUUGUGUUAUAUAGCAUUUGCAACGCAUUCCAAAAACAGACAUACCAUCUCUCCCAAUCCAAGGGUAGUUCAUGUGUAUCAAGGGAGAGAGGGGAAGCUUUUAUCUCCCCUGCAGUUGUGCUGUUAUAAAGCACACCAUGUCUCAAAUUUCAAGGGAGAAAGGUAACAUAAGAGCAAAGGAAGUCACUUUAUAUCAAGCCAGACCAUUGGGCCAUCUGCAUCAGUGUCGUCAACACUGAAGUGGGAUAGCUCAGUCUGUAGAGCACAAGACUCUUAAUCUCAGGGUUGUGGGUUUGAGCCCCAUGUUGGGCAAAACACUCCUGCAUUGCAGGGGGUUGGACUAGAUGAUCCUUCCAAAUCCACAAUUUUAUGAUUCUAUGAUAUCUGAAGUUGCUGGGGAUUGAAUCUGUGGGUGGGGAGGCAGUUGCUCUAUCACUGAACUAUGACCCUUCCCUCUUUGGACUGUAGCUCCAUGAGAGAGCAUCUGCUUUCAUAUUCAGAAGCAUUCUAUCUUUGAUACUGUUGAUAAUAUAGCCAUCGUGACUAGUAGACACUGAUAGCUUUAUUCUUCCAUUUAUCUCAUCCUCUUUUAAAGCCAUCAGAGCUGGUGGCUGUAACUUGUGGGAGCAAAUUCCGUAAUUUAACAACACGCUCUCUGAGAAGAAAUACUUCUUUUUCUGAAAGCCACGCCAUUCAUCAGGGUUCUCGUAUUACAAGAAUGCUUAUUCUAGUACAGUGGUACCUCAGGUUAAGUACUUAAUUUGUUCCGGAGGUCUGUUCUUAACCUGAAACUGUUCUUAACCUGAAGGACCACUUUAGCUAAUGGGGCCUCCUGCUGCUGCCACGCCACCGGAGCACAAUUUCUGUUCUCAUCCUGAAGCAAAGUUCUUAACCUGAAUUACUAUUUAUGGGUUAGCAGAGUCUGUAACCUGAAGUCUAUGCAACCCGAGGUACCACUGUAUGUGUAUUCACAGUUUUUUUGUGAUGUACAGACUCUAGUUUCACUCUCAUGCUUCUAUUUGCUAGGAGUUGCUGCCCUGGACAGCAAAGCAUCAGGGAAGAUGGGGCUCCGAGCCGUCGUCUACUACAUGAGCACCACAAUCAUUGCUGUCCUGAUUGGAAUUAUCAUGGUGGUCAUCAUCCAUCCAGGGAAAGGGUCGAAGGAAAAAAUGCACCGAGAAGGCAAGAUUGUGCGAGUGACAGCCGCAGAUGCCUUUCUGGACUUGAUCAGGUAAAAAUGCAUUUUCUGUCGUAUAAGCAAGGUAAUGAAAGUUACAGCAUAUGACUGAAUUUAUUAACACCGAGCUAUCAAUCUCUUUUCGCUCUCUUUUCCCUUCAAAAUGGCACCCCCGGCUCAGAAAUAACUUGUAAACAUAGACCCCCAAGGCUUAUUGAUCAGGCUUUUUAAGCUUCUUAACAAUGUACUGUGGGGUUUACUAAUGAGAUUUGAAGCAAUUCAUAAUUCCCCCAUUCAGGGUCAGCCCUACUAUUUGUUGUUGUUUAGUCGUUUAGUCGUGUCCGACUCUUCCUGACCCCAUGGACCAGAGCACGCCAGGCACUCCUGUCUUCCACUGCCUCCCGCAGUUUGGUCAGACUCAUGUUUGUAGCAUCGAGAACACUAUCCAACCAUCUCAUCCUCUGUCAUCCCCGUCUCCUUGUGCCCUCCAUCUUUCCCAACAUCAGGGUCUUUUCCAGGGAGUCUUCUCUUCUCAUGAGGUGGCCAAAGUAUUGGAGCCUCAGCUUCACAAUCUGUCCUUCCAGUGAGCACUCAGGGCUGAUUUCCUUCAGAAUGGAUACUAUUAGGCAGAGUAAUAUGGCUGCCUCAGGAAACAUAACUGAGGAGGUGGUAUUCACCCACCAUUUCCCCUGAGUUCCCUAAGCUGGUCUACUCUGCACUAUCGAAACUCUCCUGCUGUGCUCAGUAUGGUGGAGGAAAUUGUCCCAUCACCAGUAUUGAGGUAAGAUUCAGGGGCCAGCCACCUUUGAUCUCAAUAGUAGAGCAAUGGCUUUCCAUGCAGACAGUACCAGGCUCAAUCCGUGGCAUUUCCAAGCAAAGCUGGGAAUGUCCCAUCUGGAACCAUGGAGAGGUGCUGCAUGUUGAUGCUAGAUGGACCCAUGUAUUGACUUGUUUAAAUAGCAGCUUCCUAUGUUCCAGGGCUCCAGUCUGAUUCUGUAUGUAGAAUGGAAAAGUAAAAGAAGAAGGUAGUUAGCAUAGGACUCCUUGACAUAAUAACAGGAUGUCUGUGGCUUUUUUAAGUUUAGAAUUUUAUAGUACUGACUCAAAUAAAAUUUUACAUAGAAUUUUUAAAAUGGAAAGAUUACUGUAGGACUUUGUUCUAACUUCCUGUUGUGGACAUUUCAUUCUGGAAAUCAUUAAUGUACAAAAUGUAAAAAAUGUACAAAAAUGUACAAAAAUGUACAAAAAUGUACAAAAAUGUACAAAAAUGUACAAAAAUGUACAAAAAUGUACAAAAAUGUACAAAAAUGUUGCGGAUUGUGAUAUGUGGAUUUGGGGGACACCAUCUUAUCCUUUAUGUUGGCAAAAUGCCUUAGGCAGACCUGCCCCAAUUCUCCCCACAGCUGUGCGUGUGAAGAAUUUGAGAAUUUCUUCUGUGGGUUGACUGUGAACCUGUUGGAACUGUGAUUUCAAAUAAUGCUCUGGCUCUAAGUUUUGGAGGGUCCCUUUCUAUACCCUCCUCCUUCAGCGGCUUUACUUUCUCACUGCAAAAGUGUUGUUUAUAUUCUGAAUCAAGGAAGACGUGUAUUUAUUAUUUCUAUUGUCUAACCAAAGUAAACUUGAGGCAGGGUAGAUUUGCAGCAUGCUCUUGCUCAAAAGGUUGAGGAGAAAAUCGCUGAGAUUAAUUUGGUGAAUUGCAAAGAAGUAGCAGUCUUUUUUAAAAAGAAAAAAGAAAAGGAAAAAAGAGAGAGUAAAUUGAUGCUAGUUCAAUAUACUGCUGAGACCAUAUGCCUGUGGUAGAAUACAUGUCUCAUAUUCAGUCCCUCACAUCUCCCAUUAAGAGGAUCAAGUAGCAAAUGAUGGGAAACACCUCUGCCCCAAGAACCACUGCAAGUCACUAUAAAUUAUCAUCACUAGGUGGACAAACAAUCUGAUCUAGUAUGGUAUGGAAGCUUCUUAUGAGCAUAAGAACGUAAGAAGAAUCCUAUUGGGUCAAGCCAAAUAGAUGACCAUGGAGCCCAACCCUAUACAUAUUACCUUUAUGUAAACCCCACCAGCUUCAAUAGGGCUUCAUCUUGAAAUGAUAAAAGAUGUGUACUAUUCCUCAAAUAGUUGUUGUUCUUUCUUCACAGAAACAUGUUCCCUCCGAAUCUGGUGGAAGCCUGCUUUAAACAGGUAACGAUGUAUGGUUUUAAUUACACCUAUCUUCAUCCGGGAGCUUCAAGUAAAUCUUCUGAUGCAACUGAGUAGUCUUAGCCAUUAUGUUUUUGUAAUGCCUAGAAAAGACACGGACAUAACGUCUCUCCUUUUCCCCAUCUCUCACAGUUCAAAACAAACUAUGAGGAACGGACACCUAGUAUAGCAGUUGACUCAAACGAAACAUCUGUCCUUGCUGGCAUUAUAAACAAUGUGUCCGAAGCAAUGGAAAACCUAACUCAGUUGAAAAAGGAGAUGAUCCCUGUUCCAGGGGCUGUAAAUGGAGUAAAUGCACUUGGACUGGUUGUGUUCUCAAUCAGCUUUGGACUGGUGAUAGGGAACAUGAAGGAGCAAGGACGAGCAUUGAGAGAAUUCUUUGAUAGCCUUAAUGAGGCUAUCAUGCGCCUCGUAUCACUAAUCAUGUGGUAGGUGUUGAAUGCUACAUUUGUUGAUCUAUCUAGCACCAUCCGUGUGCAUGGCAUUUUACAGAAUACAAGAGGAAAUAUCCCUUCCCUGCCUAACAUUCUCCAUUUAUUUGCCAUUAAUUUCCAGUGCGGCUAAAUAACAGAACAAUCUCAUGCAUGUUUGCUUGGAAGUAAGUUCCUCUGUAUUUGGUGAAGCUUACUCUCAUGUAAAUGUGUUUAGGAUUUCAGCCUUAGCCCCCUUGAAAUGUGUCAGGAAAUUUCUGAGUGCGUGCAAAUAGCACCACCAAAAUAUACACACCUAGGCUUCUCAUUGGAUAGCCGUAUAUUAUAUUAACUGUGUGGUUUGUUUGUAGGUAUGCGCCACUUGGUAUCCUGUUUUUGAUUGCUGGAAAAAUUGUUGAGAUGGAAGAUAUGGGUGUGAUUGGAGGGCAGCUUGCCAUGUAUACUGUUACUGUCAUCAUUGGCUUGCUCAUCCAUGCUAUUGUAGUGCUCCCUUUACUCUACUUCCUAAUCACUCGAAAGAACCCUUGGGUCUUCAUUGGAGGAUUGCUGCAAGCUCUCAUCACAGCCCUGGGAACAUCUUCAAGGUAGGAAUAUUCAUAGCCAAGAUCAAGUUUGAUUUUGAGUGAACGGGGUGAGUUCACUGAGUUUGCUUAUGCACAUACACCAUUUUAAUAACUCCACUUUUGCCUCAACCCAGCUCUAGUCAUGUUUUAGGUAAAGGUAAAGGGACCCCUGACAAUUAGGUCCAGUCGUGACCGACUCUGGGGUUGCGGCGCUCAUCUCGCUUUAUUGGCCGAGGGAGCCGGGGUACAGCUUCCGGGUCAUGUGGCCAGCAUGACUAAGCCGCUUCUGGCGAACCAGAGCAGCGCACGGAAACGCUGUUUACCUUCCCGCCGGAGCGGUACCUAUUUAUCUACUUGCACUUUUGAUGUGCUUUCGAACUGCUAGGUUGGCAGGAGCAGGGACUGAGCAACGGGAGCUCACCCUGUCGCAGGGAUUCGAACCACCGACCUUCUGAUCAGCAAGUCCUAGGCUCUGUGGUUUAACCCACAGCGCCACCCGCGUCCCUAAAGUCAUGUUUUACAAAGGGAAUUAAUAUGACAAGCUGUACCAGUGUAUGGAUAGGGAACUUCACAUAAUGUUUACAGCAGUGCAUUGAGUUUAGGCCAGGAGUGGAGAACCUGAUGCCUUCCAAGUGUUGUUGGAUUGUAGCUCUCAUCAAACCUGACCAUUGACUAUGCUGGCUUGGGCUAAUGGGAGCUGAAGCCCAGCAACAUCUGGAGGGCCAGAGAUUUCACAUUUGGGUGCACAGACCAAUGGACAUCCAAUUUACACUCAUGGGUCUGUUCUGAAAUGGACUAGCAUUGGAUACAGCCCAUGGUUCCUGAUCCAGUAAGUGUGCAUCUGGGACUACUUUAUAUCCAGCGCUCUCUACUUUGGCACUAGCUUUCCAGAUCUAAGGCUUUCAACUGAAAUGACAGGGUGUGAACCAGGACACAUCUGCAGGCAACUCAUGAGAUCCACCACUGAGGUAUGGGCUCUACCAAUAACACACAGGCACCCAACUAUGUGUGGAGAUGCUCUUAGCUAGAUUGGGGCACUGGCACACAGUUGAACAUGUGAACUAAUUUCAUUUAAAUAAUAAUAUUUUUUAGGUAAUUUGAGGAGACAGGAAAUCUCUGUCUGCCGUCCUUGUUCUGGGUGGCUCCAUAAUGUCAGUAAAAUGUGUAUAGCCAUCAUCCAUAUCAAUAUUACCUGCCUUUUCUGAUGAGUUAAUUUUUCUCCAUUUCCCCCCUUUUGGCUUUAGUUCUGCCACCUUGCCGAUCACAUUUAGGUGUUUGGAAGAGAAUAAUGGAGUAGAUAAACGCAUUACAAGAUUUGUGCUUCCUGUGGGUGCUACUAUUAACAUGGAUGGUACAGCUUUGUAUGAGGCACUGGCUGCAAUUUUCAUUGCACAGGUUAAUAACAUGGACCUCAACUUUGGACAGAUUAUCACAAUCAGGUUUGUAAAUGUUGCAAAACCUUAGACGUUUGCAUGGGCUGCUUUUUGCAUCAUAUGGUAGUGGGAAAGACAUGUGAUAGGAGCCACAGUAUAUUUCAAUCAUUAUGCCCAUGAUUGAAAACAUUGUCAUUAUGAGUUAGCUCCAGGUUUUGUAAAUCCACUGAAAGCAAUAGGACUUAAAUCAUCACUUAACAUAGUGAAGUAGCUCACUUCUAGGGGGAUGGGUAUCACAAUAUAGCCCUCACAAGCUAGACUGUACAAAGAAGAAGAAAGAAAAGGAUCGCCAUAAUGUUGAAUAAAAUGGGGGUCCUUGAAUAACUUAAUGAUUCAGGCUGAAAUUCUAUGCACAUUUACCUGGGAGCAAGUCCCAUUGAACUCACUUCUGAGUAGGCAUGCAUAGGAUUGGGCUAUAAUUCUCUCCCAUUGAAAUAGAUCCCUUUUUAUCAACACAGUUCAGCAUACUUCCUUGAGCCUGUUCUGUACUCAUUUGAGAAAAUCUUCAGUGAUUCCUGUAACUUUAGUAAUUUUCAUAAUCAGGGGUAAAGAGUAAAUGAUGAUUCCUUGAAUAUCAUUGUUAUCAUCAGAUUUUAUUGGCCAACCAAAUACAGGUUAUAGGCAAAAGCAAGCACACGUCUCAAAAACAUAUUAUAGCACAUAUGUUUAAAGCAUUAUAAUACAUAUAUCGGUUUAAUCUGCACUUUGCACCCCAAGUGUAUUCAUGUUUGCUCAGAAGUAAGCCCCAGUGAGUUCAGUGAGACUUGCUGCCAGAAAAGUGUAUAUAGGAUUACUGCACAGUCUUAAUCAGCUACAGCAGGGGUGGUGGAGAACCUCCAGUCUGUGGUACAAAUCUGGCCAUUCCUAACAAACCACACCCAUCUGAUGUCAUAUGCAGUAUUCCAUCAGGUGUGGGGUAGCUCUGUAUGUGACUACAAAGGAACAUUUGGGAGCUUGAAGUCAGCUCCUGGUUGUUCCUUUGCAGGAGCUAGGUGUGCCCCAAUCAGUCAUCAGCCGAGUUUUUCCCCUCCGUUUUAUUAGCAGUUUCAAUGUAAACCACUUUGUGCUACUAAUCCCUGUACAAAGCAGGCUUGAAUUAACCACCCAUCAGCUGAGUUCAAGGCCACAGGAAAGUGCUUUGACAGCCUUCUGCUCAGUGCAACAACUGGAUGGCACCACAUCGUGGAGCAGAGAGGUGUCCCUAAUGACAGAUCUGGCUCAGGCAUUUUGAACUUGUUGCCUUCCAGCUGGCUGUGCUGGCUAGAGAUCCAAUGUGGUGUAGUGUUUAAGAGCAUUGGUCUCGUAAUCUGGGGAACCGGGUUCGCUUCCCCGCUCCUCCACAUGCAGCUGCUGGGUGACCUUGGGCUAGUCACACUUCUCUGAAGUCUCUCAGCCCCGCUCACCUUACAGAGUGUUUGUUGUUGGGGAGGAAGGAAAAGGAGAAUGUUAGCCGCUUUGAGACUCCUUCGGGUAGUGAUAAAGCGGGAUAUCAAAUCCAAACUCUUCUUCUUCUAGAUGGGAGUUUUAGUCCAAAACAUCUGGACAGCACCAGGUUAGGAAAGGCUGAUCUAGAGUAUGUGCAAAUUUUUCUCAUAAGACAUAAAGGAAGAUGGGAAAACAUUUUUGUAAAAUGAUAGAUAGAUGAUAGAUAGAUGAUAGAUAGAUAGAUAGAUAGAUAGAUAGAUAGAUAGAUAGAUAGAUGAUAGAUAGAUAGAUAGAUAGAUAGAUAGAUGAUAGAUGGUAGAUGGUAGAUGGUAGAUGGUAGAUGGUAGAUGGUAGAUGGUAGAUGGUAGAUGAUAGAUAGAACAAAAACACAACCUAUGUGUGUGUUUAAAAAUUAAAAGCUCUGUGUGAUUGUUUUGGUGUCUCCUUUCUCUGAACAGCAUUACGGCUACAGCAGCCAGCAUUGGUGCAGCAGGAAUUCCUCAGGCUGGCCUCGUCACUAUGGUGAUUGUAUUGACAUCUGUUGGUUUGCCUACAGACGAUAUCACCCUUAUCAUUGCAGUGGAUUGGUUUUUGUGAGUAUUUCUGCAGUGUAAAGUAUAGGCUAGUGGGCAUUCAUGAAAACUGAACUUGCAAGUCAUUUUAGUUAAUUUCCCCAUGAAUGUUUUAUCAAUAUUCAGUUGUAUUGCAUAGGAUAUAAAAAAAUGAUCUUUUUAACUGCAAAGCAAGCCAGCACCCAUUAGGAUGUUCCCCAUGCCCUGAAAGUAUUGUGUUUCUCAAAUCUCUGCUCACUCAAGAAGCUUUCUGGAUGAUGUUGUGCCAGAAACAUACUUUAUUUCAUCAGUCCUACUUCAUAGAGUUGUUGUGCUGGGGAAAAGGAUAGCCCCUUCCCACCACUCCAUGAGCCGAAGGUUAAGAAUCUCUGCCUUAGAGGAAAGGAUCAGAUGGAAGUGUUACAAAUAAAUUUCUUUAUAUACAAUUAUAUGUUCUGUUUUGUUACUUCAGUAAAGAAUUGCAAUGUUAAAUACACUGCAGAUUACAUCUUCCUUUCCUAAUUUCAGUGAAUCAGUGUAAUAAUGUACUGUGUGUAUUGGGGCUUUGGAGGGCUGGGACUGCCUAGCUUGUUUAAAUUGCAAAUUGUUCUAUAGGGAUCGUCUGCGUACCACCACCAACGUUUUGGGAGACUCUAUCGGCGCAGGGAUUGUAGAACACUUAUCGCGGCAUGAAUUGAGGAGCAAGGAUGCUGAGAUGGGUAACUCUGUGAUAGAGGAGAAUGAAAUGAAGAAGCCUUACCAGCUGAUCUCCCAAGAGAACGAGAAUGAAAAGCCCUUAGACAGUGAAACCAAGAUGUAA